Vicugna pacos (alpaca) is the source of this 1996-nucleotide messenger RNA. The record is from RefSeq and is a predicted model, not a curated record. Lineage: Eukaryota; Metazoa; Chordata; Mammalia; Artiodactyla; Camelidae.
AAUGACCCAGUCCUGGACCCAGGUGGCCUCCCUUGGUGAGCGUCCCCAUCAGGUCUGAUCACCACUGUGGCUCAAAGACUCUAAGGUGUAGCCAGCAUGAUGGAUGAUGACACCGAAUUAAGGACUGAUGGAAACUCACUUUUGAAGGCUGUGUGGCUGGGGAGGCUCAGGCUGACCAGGCUCCUCUUGGAAGGGGGCGCUUAUAUCAAUGAAAGCAAUGACAAAGGCGAAACGGCUCUCAUGGUGGCAUGCAUCACCAAACAUGUGGACCAGCAAAGCAUCAGCAAGUCCAAGAUGGUGAAGUACCUGCUGGACAACAGGGCAGACCCCAAUAUUCAGGAUAAGUCUGGCAAGACUGCCCUCAUCCACGCCUGCAUCAGAAGAGCUGGGGGAGAAGUGGUCUCCUUAUUACUGGAGAAUGGAGCAGAUCCCAGCCUGGAGGAUCGCACGGGGGCUUCAGCUCUGGUUUAUGCAAUAAAUGCAGAUGACAAGGAUGCACUGAAACAUCUCCUUGAUGCUUGCAAAGCCAAAGGCAAGGAGGUGAUUAUUAUCACAACAGAUAAAUCAUCUUCAGGCACCAAAACCACCAAACAGUAUCUUAAUGUCCCUCCUUCACCCAAAGAGGAAGACAGGCAGUCGCCUCCACUGUGUGCAUCCCCCUCUGAUAUUGAACUGAAAGCCCCAGGCCUGGGCACUCCGCCCAGUGAGAAGGACGACUUCUUCAGCCUCCAAUCAGGGCAUCCAAUCCAGGGUGGUUGCAACACCUCUAAGGCUCUUAAUGAACCCGGGUCACCCACUAGGAAAGUCGGGAACCUCAAAAGGGCCCGUUUACCCCAACUGAAGAGGCUCCAGUCUGAACCCUGGGGCCUGAUUGCACCCUCUGUGUUGGCGGCCUCCACACGCCAGGACGAGACCCACGGUGCCGGCACAGACAACGAGGCCCUCAAGAGCAUUAGUGACGUGUCCUUCCCUAAACGGGGACCUCUUUCCAGAACCAACAGUAUUGACAGCAAAGACCCCACCCUCUUCCACACAGUCACAGAGCAGGUCCUGAAGAUUCCAGCCUCUUCGGCACCGGCCUCCUGGAAGGCAGCCUAUGAGAAAAACCAGGCCUCCCACCCCCGUCUGGCCAGGAGAGGGACUCUCCCUUUUGACCAAGAGAAGAGUGGUAUCUGCCCGUCCGGCCCAUCUGCUCUCAAAGAUGCAGUGUCCCUCAGACGGCUGGAAAAUGACUUCUACGAUUUAGAUUCACAGCCAGGGGCUGACCCACCCAACUCUAUCUCCCUUGAAUCCGGCAAAGGACCCUUAGAUCGAAAGAAGCUCAACAGCUCCCACUUGUCUCUCUUUCAGGGCUCCAGGGAGUCCCCGGAUGCUGUGCCCAGCACAUCCCCCAGCUCCGCGCGCCGCAGGCCACCCCACCUUCUAGAAAGACGAGGUUCUGGAACUCUGCUACUAAACCGAAUUUCUCAGACCAGGCCUGGCUUCCUUCCACCUUUAAAUGUAAAUCUGAACCCACCGAUCCCAGAUAUUAGAUCGAGCAGCAAACCCUCCUCUCCGCUUGCUAGUGGCUUAAAAUCCAUGGUUCCUGUGGCUCCAAGCUCACCAAAGAGAGUUGACUUGAGAAGUAAAAAGAAACUCCUCAGAAGGCAUUCUAUGCAAGUUGAGCAGAUGAAGCAGCUGUCUGACUUUGAAGAAAUCAUGACCUAGAUGCUUUUGGAGACGGUUUCUUUUAAUCUAUGUAGCUUAUGAAAAGAACCAUAAUGUAGACCCACACAGCCGCACAGUUCUCCGUAUCCUCAUCAUCCCUCAAUGUUGGUGUGUGGCUGCUUCAGAAGACAUGGAGACAGGGUGCUGCUCCCCUCCUGAAAUCACACCUGGGUUCUUAUCCGCCUGCUUGAAAAGUGCAAAAGGGGUUUUGGAGAGGAAAUUACCCAAAAAAUUCUCCCAAGGAAGAAAACCUUUGGAGUUUGAAAGUCACAUAGCAGGUACAAUGAUC